This is a messenger RNA of Staurois parvus, 243 nucleotides long. The record is from the annotation of a GenBank genome assembly. NCBI's taxonomy places the organism in Eukaryota, Metazoa, Chordata, Amphibia, Anura, Ranidae.
AAGCAGGGGCGGACUGACCAUUUGGAAACUCGGGCACUGCCCGAGGGCCCGGGGUCAGUAGGGGGCCCCAUGAGAUGCCCCUGGUACCUUUUUCAUAGGCUUUUUUGAGUUUGGGCAAGGACACAGGGGCCCCAUGAUCCCCUGUUGCCCGGGGGCCCCAUGAGUUGUCAGUCCGCCCUUGGUCACAAGUAAAGAAAGUGAUGGGUCUUGGGUCUUCUCUUCUGUAUACUUUGGAGUAGGAAG